GUCUUCCUCAGAGAUGCUUGGAGGGGAAGCAGAACUGUGAAUCUUGGAAUAAAACUGCUUUUGAUAAUGCAAAUUUAGUCUUGGUUAAUGCAGACAGACUGUCAACUUCAGCAGUCAGGAGAAGGGAGGGGGCUAACUCCUCAUCUCAGAGACCAGUGAAGAAUUUCAAUAGAAUGCUUCGACUUCCGAAAUAAGAUCAUUCUAAGCAAGCGGAGGCUUUCUCCCUUCCCAGGCAUCUGUGUGGCCCCCAUGCUCUGCAGAGAGAAGUCUGCUUUGCGCGGUUAGUGAAAACAGGAACCUGCCCUCCUACCAGCCCCUUGCCUUUGCCUUCCUUGUUUCAGCAGAGGAAGUGUGAGGCCCUUUAGCAACUACAGCUCUGCAGUCUGCUUGAUAACAUGGGCUUUGCCUGCACUUCGUCCAGAGCCUGUGUGACCCACUCAACCUGGAGCAGCAGCUGAUGAGAGAGCUGGUGAUCCUGUACCCAUUGACCCUCUACAGCCAACUCCCAGGAGAGGCCAUGUUCUGCAUCUGAAGGCUUCGAGUACCUUCCACAGCUCGAGGAGAGAAAGAAAUGGGGAACAGCAUGAAAUCCACAUCUCCCCCUUCGGAGAGGCCAUUACCCAGCACUGAGGGACUUGAAAGUGACUUCCUGGCUGUGCUGAAUGACUACCCAUCUCCCGACAUCAGUCCCCCAAUAUUCCGGAGAGGAGAGAAACUGCGUGUUAUUUCUGAUGAAGGGGGCUGGUGGAAAGCUAUUUCUCUCAGCACUGGCCGGGAAAGUUAUAUUCCAGGGAUAUGUGUGGCCAGAGUGUACCAUGGCUGGCUGUUUGAAGGACUGGGCAGGGACAAGGCAGAGGAACUGCUGCAGCUGCCAGACACAAAGAUUGGGAGCUUCAUGAUUCGAGAGAGUGAAACAAAGAAAGGUUUCUACUCACUGUCAGUAAGACACAGGCAGGUGAAGCAUUACCGUAUCUUCCGCCUGCCCAACAACUGGUACUACAUCUCACCAAGGCUCACCUUCCAGUGCCUGGAGGACCUGGUGACUCAUUAUUCUGAGGUGGCUGAUGGUCUAUGCUGUGUGCUCACCACACCCUGCCUGGCACAGAACACACCUGCUCCAACAGCUCACCCUUCACCUUGCACCAGCCCUGGUUCACCUGUAACUUUGCGCCAGAAGACCUUUGACUGGAAGAGGGUAUCCAGAUUGCAAGAAGGUCCAGAGGGAGCAGAGAACCCACGUAGAGUGGAUGAAUCCCUUUUCAGCUAUGGUCUUCGGGAAAGCAUUGCAUCUUACCUGUCCCUGACAAGUGAUGACAACAGUUCCUUUGACCGGAAGAAGAAGAGUCUCUCCUUAAUGUACACUGGCAGCAAACGCAAGAGUUCCUUUUUUUCAGCACCCCAGUACUUUGAAGAUUAAUGCCCUGGCUGGUGCACAAAAGAUGAAGGCUUUGACUGUCAUCUGGGAACUUAAGGAGGCCAGAGUUCCUCCUUGGUUACCUCAGGUCUUCCAGGAAUCAAGGGAAAUCACACAGAGACUGCCUUUACAUACUGAUCAGAGGAACUCUUCCCUGUUGUCUGAUCAGUAUUGAGGAGCCACAUCAUGUUUGAAUCAUGAUGAAAUGUGGCAGUGCUUCAGAGAACUGUGUGUAUAUGAGUGUGUGUAUGUAUAACAGAACACUCUUGCAAGAGUACUUGGAGACUGACUCCAGCUCGCAGUCUAAAUGUCUUUCUCCAAGACCCUGUGGAGAGCAUCCAUCUGAGAAAGAACAUGGGGAAGAUGGCCUUCUUAGAUCUCCAGAAUGACCUCUACCUUGAACAAAACUACCUUUAUAGGUCCAAUGAGACCUUUGGGCUAUGUCUCUUCUGUUUCUAAAGGAACAGUGACACUAAACAGUAUUCAGAAGGGCUUAGAGCUCUGAGCCUAGUGGAAUCUUCAGCAUUCAGAGGUAUGGAAGUCACGUGGGCAGGAGUAGAUGGUCAUGCUAAGACACAGGAGAUUAUAAGGUAGUGAGGGGCCAAACAGAAGAGGGAGGAGGCUGCUCUACUGCAAAAACUUUUCAGAUCGACAGCCUUGACUCAUCCAGCUGCUGUGGUUCUAUACUCUAGAACCCCCAUUCCUCAUGCCAAUCAGAAGAUGCCUGGGUGAAAUACUGUCCUGAGGUCAAAUGGGAAUAAACAAGGUAUAAAUGGAAUUCCUUAAUACUGGAGUUCCAGCUGGAGCACAGAGAUAAGAAGAACAACAAUAUGUAACCCUGAAUAUGAAACAAGAGGAACCCUCACAUACAAUGGGCUGAGGACAAGUGAAGGUUACCCAGGUGUUCUUAUUCCCAUGGAUCUACAAGGGAUACAAGGCUUGUUGGACGAAGUAGAUCAGAAUUCUUAGGUGUUUGUUUGUUUGCUGCUGUUUUGUUUCAUUUUUUUAAGGAAGCUGGUUGGCUUUAGAGAAAUAAUUUAUCCUGUAUAUUUUCCUAUAAGAAGGAUUAGCAUCUGCAUGAAUAAGAAUGCCCCUUUCUGGGAAAGGGGGGCUGGAGAAGCUGAAUGCUGCCAUAUAUGAUUGUGAGAGGUGAGAGAAAAUCCACAGGGCAUUCAGGGAAGAGAAGCCUCCAUCCUGUCUCACACCUAUAUCUUGCUGGAAUGUGAGUCAGGAUAGCCAUGGCUUAUUCUUCUCUUUUUAUCACAAGGAUGCUUGAUGAGAGAAAUACAUGUGGGAUUUGUCAUCCAUUAUAUGCAUUCCAUAUAUCUGGGCUCAGCCUGCAGAUGGCACAAGCAUAUGCCUUGACAUGAUAUGACAUAUCAUCAGAUCUGGUGUUUUUACACCUAGAGGCACUGGUGAUCUUCCAGGUCUUUUCCAAAGGCUAUUUCAAAAAUACUGCUCAGUGUGUGAGAAACAAAUGUCACACAAGGUCAGCGACUUCUGCUAUGAGGCCAUGAUCUCUGGCUCCCGAUGUGUGUCUGUUCACUAUCUUCGGUGCUGUUUUCUGUUGUGGUCAAUGUGAUUGGAACUUUGAGUAGCACUUGGGGGUACUUCUAAGUAGCAAGCAUUACACUUUGCCAAAUCAUGUAUUUAUUCUUGAUUAAAGUAAAACUAAUACUUAUUUAACCUUG
Molecule: messenger RNA, 3105 nt
Organism: Arvicanthis niloticus (Nile rat)
Lineage: Eukaryota; Metazoa; Chordata; Mammalia; Rodentia; Muridae
Gene: Sla
Product: Src like adaptor
Molecular function (GO): protein binding
Source: RefSeq, a predicted model, not a curated record